CAGCUGAGGUUCGGCCGGUCCCCGGCCCAUCCGCCGCAGCCGUGGUGGCAGCCCCGGGAGGAGCACUGGCGUCCGUUUCCUUCGAUUCUCGGGAUUUGAAGAUGGCUGCACAGUCAGCGCCGAAAGUUGUGCUAAAAAGCACCACCAAGAUGUCUCUAAAUGAGCGGUGGUUCAUCUCCCUCCACACCAGACAUCUCACUUGCUUCUUUUUCUCUGCACUUUGGAUUGCCUUUUUGAUCUCAAUCCCUCAACACCUUUUCUUCCAGAAGAGCUUAAAGCAGCGCCUGGGUAAGAGUAACAUCCAGGCACGGUUAGGCCGACCCAUAGGGGCCCUGGCCAGGGGAGCAAUCGGAGGACGAGGCCUGCCCAUAAUCCAGAGAGGCUUGCCCAGAGGAGGACUACGUGGGGGACGUGCCACAAGAACCCUACUUAGGGGCGGGAUGUCGCUCCGAGGUCGGGGUAUGAUAGGUCGGGGAAGAGGGGGCUUUGGAGGACGUGGACGUGGACGUGGACGAGGGAGAGGUGCCCUUGCUCGCCCUGUGUUGACCAAGGAACAGCUGGACAACCAGUUGGAUGCAUACAUGUCAAAAACGAAAGGACACCUGGAUGUAGAAACCACAGGCAAGAUCAGUCAGGAGCCCUUGGGAGAGAUAAAGGCUAACUCAAGUACAGGCCUCAUGGACCUGGACCCUUCUUUCGUCUUCAACACUGUCACUACUCUUAUCAACUGGGCUUCCACUUCCAAGGCCUAA
Otolemur garnettii (small-eared galago) is the source of this 752-nucleotide messenger RNA. RefSeq names its product chromatin target of PRMT1 (gene CHTOP). The transcript has 6 exons. The record is from RefSeq and is a predicted model, not a curated record. The coding region runs from base 102 to 752 and encodes 216 amino acids. NCBI's taxonomy places the organism in Eukaryota, Metazoa, Chordata, Mammalia, Primates, Galagidae.